AUGCACACGCCUGCCCGUCUGGUACUUUCAGAAGCUGGACCGCCAGGACGCGAUGGCCAACCAGGAUUGGAUGCACUGCCUGUGCCAGUGUUUGACUAUCGCAAGAGUGGCUGCAUUCGUUGUGAACCAGGACCGCCCGGUCCACAAGGACCACCUGGGCCAGUUGGACCACCGGGGACCAUCGGACGUCCCGGACCCCCUGGACAAAAUGGUGGGCAGGGUAGAAUUCCGGGACCACCCGGACCACCUGGCGAAAGCGGACCCAGAGGCGUGUAA
Molecule: messenger RNA, 276 nt
Organism: Anisakis simplex (herring worm)
Lineage: Eukaryota; Metazoa; Nematoda; Chromadorea; Rhabditida; Anisakidae
Source: the annotation of a GenBank genome assembly